CAAAUAGGUUUGGGGUAUGUAAUGCUGAGCUUAGCUAAAUAAUUUAAACUCAUUUAGUUUUAUAAAUUUAAAACUUCUUAUUUAAAUGUAUAAAAAACUAUUCGACCUUUACGGCAUUAUCUUGUCAUUUAAAAAUAUAGUUGUCUAUAAGUAUUAUAUCAUCUGCUUUAUUUAGGAUACAUAUUUAGAAAGAGAUUUUUUCUUGGUAUUAUAGAUAAAAAACAAACUGGUUAGUUGUUAAAGUUAGCUAUAAUUUAUAAACAUUCAUUAUGGUUCAUCUUAAGACGGGAAUGGAGUAGCUAAUAUCUUUAAGUCAAGCGAAACCGAUUCCAUCGAAACUACUUUCACCUUUCUUUCAAGCACUUUUCAGUGCUUCUCAUAGCCUAAUACAACAGCGUAUUGAAUAUCGAUUUUAAUCAAUUACAUAUUAAUAACACAUCAAUAGAAAUUAAGGUAUAAAAUUAGAACACAAUGAAGAGUGUCAAGCAAAUUUUACAUAUCGGGUGUUUUGAUACAAAAACUCAGAACUCUAAAUUUACCGCUAACAUUCUGUAACAUCAUUGAAUAGUCAUCAUCUUAUUAUGUAAUGAUAGAUAUCAUAUUCUAUAUAAAAUCAGAACUAAAAAUCAACUGAUUCUCUAGGCACAAUAGUUUGAAAAAUCACCUAUAAAUAAUGUGUACUAGCUCGAAAGAUAAAGCCUUAUGGGUUUUAUCUCAAGAACAUCAGGCGUUUCCCGGACGCUAAAGCUAAAUUAAUGCAUUCUCGGCAUCAUAAAGAGAAACAAAUAGGCGCAGAUGGACCGUAUCGACUUCGUAACUUAACGCUAAAACGCUUAAGCUUCGUUUAGCCUUAAGUUAUUAUCGCAUAUUCAAAAUACAGAUACGGAUAUGAGUGAAAAAUCUUCUCUCCGUUUACCUUUAAUCCCAGCAGUUCACACCACAUCUGUAGAUGAUGAGGAUUUGAAUAAUAGAAUAUCUCCUACCAGUGCCGAUUCUGGACAUCUUUGGUCAAGGCGAGGAACUCGCUUAAUGCCACCAAAGAGUCUAGGACCUCUUCAUUCAAAGUUGAUAGAUGAACAGCGUAGUAAGAGUUCGGAUGAAUCUACUGGGUCUCACUUUCGAAGAAGAUUGGUUUUAAAGUCGAUACGGCGUACAUGGCCGUCUUCGGGAACUGCUGAAAGCAAAUGCAAAUCACGGUAAGUAUGUAAUAGAAUCCAAGAACUAAGUAGGACUGUAUGCUCAACUUAGAGGCAGUCUGUUGUAAUGUAUUUCGCUCAUGGGCAAAAAUACUAUCAAUUGAUGUUGACAACGGAAAGAAAUUUCGGCUUUUGCUUUUGAAAAAGUCGAAAGCUACUCUUCCCGUCUUGACCGGGAGCCAUCGAUCAGGCCUUAACAAAAUUGUAAUCAAAAGAAAUUCGUAUGGCAAAUAUUUGAUUAUUCUAGUUUACUGCCUUCAGGCAAUUUACCUUCUAAUUAGUUCUAUUCUG
Messenger RNA from Dimorphilus gyrociliatus, 1487 nucleotides. NCBI's taxonomy places the organism in Eukaryota, Metazoa, Annelida, Polychaeta, Dinophilidae. The record is from the annotation of a GenBank genome assembly.